Messenger RNA from Didymodactylos carnosus, 507 nucleotides. The record is from the annotation of a GenBank genome assembly. NCBI's taxonomy places the organism in Eukaryota, Metazoa, Rotifera, Eurotatoria, Philodinida, Philodinidae.
AUGUCCGUGGGCGUGUCUCGGAGUGCGAGAAAUCAGACAACUCAACAAGUCAAAGAUAAAACAGUUCAGUCGGUAUCAAUUGAUUCAUUAGCUCAAAUUCGAUCGUAUAAGAAAAUAUUAAUAUUUAAAAUCGAUACAGAGGGUGCUGAGAUAGGAGUAUUAUUAAGUUCUCAGAAAUUGUUAGCACGAAAACGUGUGGAACAUUUUAUUAUUGAAAUAAUAAACCAUGACUGGAAAGAUCUAGGUGUGAAGGAUGAACGAAUUGGAUUAAACAUCUUUUACAACUUGCAGAAAGAUUAUAUAGCAAUAUUAUUGAAUAACGAAGAAUAUUCUGCAGAAAUAUUAGGAUGGCCAGUCGACGAUGGCCAAGAAUUUCUUGACAUCGUUGGUUCAAGAUUUAUUAUACCAGAAGGUGAAAAUGGUUUUCCAAUAUUAUUAGAGAAUAGAAAACAUAAACAAAGAGGUUGUAACGUUUGGUUCAGAAAGAAAAAACAACUUUUAUACUAG